AAUUGGCGGACAUGGUCCUUUGAUGGAGCGGCGGAGGGAGAGGACCGCGAAAGCUUUCCCCGGAACCACAAGAACUUUUUCAUCUGCCCGCCGAAUCCUCUUUUCGGGUCCGACUCACUCUGUUUUGCAGUAGAAAUCAGCGAAAAGCUCCAGCUGUCUGAAUUUGUCCCCUCAAUUAUUUUCAUUCUAGGCCAUCCCAGUUUCAUAAAUCCACGCAACGCACCCAACGUCAACUCUCAUUGUUGUUGUUGUCCAUCAUUCCUUGUCACGCUCACGGACCGGGUUCGAACCGUAGCCAUGCCUCAACAACAACUUAUCGCCGUCGUCGGCGCCACCGGUAACCAAGGCGGAUCUGUCGCCCGCCGCUUCCUAGCUGCCGGCUAUCGUGUUCGCGGUCUCACCCGUAACGUCUCCUCGCCAGCCGCCACGGCACUAGCAGCCCUCGGGGUCGAGGUGGUGCAAGCGGAUCUCGAGGACGUCACCUCCCUAGAGGAGGCAUUCCGCGGCGCAAACGUGAUUUUCAGUGUGACGAACUAUUGGGAACCCUUCUUCCGUCCAGACUGUCGUGCAAAGGCCCAGAAACUGGGUAUCUCGUGCCGCAAGUAUGCGUACGAUGUGGAGUACCGUCAAGGUCGAAAUAUUGCCGAUGCCGCCGCAACGACGGUGGACACACUCAACGAAAAUGGCUUCCUGGUCUCUACGCUAAGUCAUGCCGGUAAAUGUAGUGGUGGGAAGUUCAAGGAAUUGUAUCAUUUCGAUGCCAAAGCCGAUAUCUUUCCUGGAUACGUGAAUGAAAAGUAUCCUGCCUUAUCAGCCAAGAUGUCGUGUAUUCACACGGGGUACUUCUACACAAGUUACAACAUUCUACCAAACUCGUACUUUAGAAAGAACCCCGAUGGCACAUUUACAAUGGCAUUCACUACCUCGCCGGACAAGCCUGUCCCUCACUUCGAUCCUGCUGGCGAUAUGGGUAACUUCACCUACGCUGUGUCGCAGAUGCCACCGGGCAAGGCCUACAUGGCCGAGGGCACAACAUGCACCUGGCCUCAGUUCCUUGAGACUUGGGCCAAGACUUUAGGAGUGGAGGCUAGUUACAAACAGGUCCCGCCGGAAGAAAUGAUUGAAGCCACGGGAGAGCGUGACACCGGCAUCGAAGUCGCCUACAUGUUCUCCUACUCCUCCGACCCAGGCUAUGAUGGUGGUAUGGAUUUGCUGACAGCAGCUGAUCUCAGAAAGCUUGGAAUUGACUGCCCCCUGACAACGUGGGAGGAAUGGGUAAGAAAGACUGACUGGUCAUCAGUGUUGAAUAAAUAG
Molecule: messenger RNA, 1314 nt
Organism: Colletotrichum truncatum
Lineage: Eukaryota; Fungi; Ascomycota; Sordariomycetes; Glomerellales; Glomerellaceae
Product: NmrA-like family protein
Cellular component (GO): nucleus
Source: RefSeq, a predicted model, not a curated record